AUGGACGAAGACGACGAUGUGGAAAUCGUCCAGCCAGUUGAUUCUACUGUAGAAAUAAUCUGUGAGAUAUGCCGUAUUUCCCUCACUAAGGACACUGUCUCGCAGAGACAAGCACACUACGAGGAACACUUCAGUUGUGCUUCCCCGGACCAGCUACAGUCGGAAUCUCCAGAAGUCAUUGAUAUCUCGAGUUCGGCGGAUACAAGCCGUCAGGAGGGUCAAUCACCUAACACGACCAAGCAAUCCGAGAACAGUCUUAUACCCCUGCUAAAGCAAGCUCUGUUAAAGUCGCAUGCGAAGGGACAAACAGUUCGAGCAGCUCUAUGCUAUGAGGGCAUGGUCCACGUGGGCACUGAACGAUGGGAUUUAGGCUGGGGUUGCGGUUACCGAAACUUCCUCAUGGCGUGCACAGCCCUCAUGGAUCAACAAGUGCAGCCUCUAUACUUUCCUGCGCUGGAUUAUCCUUCACCUCCAGGCGUCCGCAAUCUCCAGCAAUGGAUUGAAGACGCUUGGAAGAGUGGGUACGAUCCUGAAGGCGCAGCUGAUCUGAAGAACAAGCUUGUCGGAACAAAGAAAUGGAUAGGAACCGCCGAACUCAUUCCAAGCCGGCUCGUGGACUUUCCGCACGUUGAAUCGAAUGCGGAUGCCGUUCUGCGAUGGAUCGUUACCUACUUCUCGGAACCCUCUCAUGACGCUCGCGACAUGAGGCACCGUGCAAGGGUAAAGACGACAGUAGAUGAAGCUCUACGAGGGGCGAGUCCUGUCAUAGUCACGGAUCGUAUGCCACUCAUCCUCCAGCAUAAGGGCCACUCGCGUACGAUCGUCGGGUACGAACGUACGAAAGAUGGCUCAACCAACCUCUUGUGUUUCGAUCCUUCACGACGUCCCAAGGCAUGGGCUCGUUCUGCCGCUAUUGCUCGCCUAGCUGCGAAAGCGUCGCAGGUAGCGCCGGUACAGCCCCAAGAGGAUAACCACCACCACUUCCAUGGUAUCUCUACCUCAAAGAUCAUGAAUGCCGUGUUACACCCUCGAAAGCAUAAGCAAAAGGAGUCGAUCCUUGCUAAUACCAAGAAGCGACGAUCUGAAGAGGACAUUGGACGUAAUCUAAAGCGCGUAAGAGGUGGUCUACACAUGUCAGACGGUUCGAAGGGCAAGAACAAGGAGGUCAUCGAGAUAUCAGAUGACGAGGUAUUUGAGGUUGAGCAGGCUCCUCGACCGUCAAAUUCUACUCCUAAAGCAACGCUUCGGGAUACCGAAUAUGCCAGCAUGCUUGAGUUCUUUCGACUGAGGCCAAAGAAGGUUGGUCUGAAAGAUCGUUAUCAGAUUUUAUAUUUCCCACUUGGGGACCUGCUUACAGACCAAGAACGUUGGGCACGUAGAAUAGUUACAAGUGAAGUCGUAAAGAUUUUGGACGGAUCAUAUUGGGAACAAUUUAUUUUUCAAGAUGCAUCCGAUUCCGAAAUGAACUUUACCACCUCAAAUCCUCGUCCCUCGGACCCUUCCGGCUGGUCAAUCAUUCAUUCAAUAGAACAGAUCUCAUUUGAAGAAAGAAACCUGUGA
Molecule: messenger RNA, 1560 nt
Organism: Fomitiporia mediterranea MF3/22
Lineage: Eukaryota; Fungi; Basidiomycota; Agaricomycetes; Hymenochaetales; Hymenochaetaceae
Product: DUF1671-domain-containing protein
Exons: 10
Coding region: 1-1560 (519 amino acids)
Source: RefSeq, a predicted model, not a curated record